This is a messenger RNA of Cercopithifilaria johnstoni, 5400 nucleotides long. NCBI's taxonomy places the organism in Eukaryota, Metazoa, Nematoda, Chromadorea, Rhabditida, Onchocercidae. The record is from the annotation of a GenBank genome assembly.
AUGGACAUUUAUGACGAGCGUGAACCGGGCGAAUGCUCACGUACACCAUCACCGGUGUCGGAAGUUGCUCAUGUAAACGUUAAGAAAGCGCCCAUUAGGAGGACGCAUAGGUAUGAAAAUACAAAAUUUCGGAAGGACGCAAUUGAAUUGGUGGAUUUAGUAGAAGAAGACAACGAUGGAGACAUCGAAAUAAUACAGAUGUCAGUUAAAGCCGGAAGUAGCGAUGAUGAUUUAUUCGUUCUGGAUACUGAAGGGUCGAGAAUUGUUGAGGUAGAAGAAGUGAAUAAAAAAAAUCUUACUGUUACCGCAACACCAGGGCAUGGUUUAGAGAAAGAAGAACGUAAAGUUUUACUGAAAACUGCGAGAAUAAGAGGAAAAGAUAAUGUUUUUGAUGUAACCAAAAUUCUUACGAAUGAUGCUGCACUUCCGUCGCCAUCAGAAGAAAAAAAAGAAAGCACGUUCAAAAUAAGUUGUUUCAAUUGUGCUGGCGAGCAUACCUUGCAACAGUGUGACAUUCCCUUAAAUCAGCGGAGGAUCGCUGCCAACCGUGCUGCUCAUUUUAAUAACAAACGUUCAACUCAAGAACGUUAUACCACAGCAAGUAAUACUGAGACAGCAGGCACAUGUAAUAUGAGGCCUGGAGAAAUCAGUAAUACUUUGCGUGAAGCAUUAGGGAUAGGCCCAAAUGAUAUUCCAGAAUGGAUUUAUCGAAUGCGUCGAAGAGGCUUCAUUGAUGGCUAUCCACCAGGAUAUCUGUCGGAGGCUCUUGAUCAAAGUUCUGGUGAGGAGUCAUUAUUAGAAUUUCACACCGAUGAUAAAACAUUGGAAAGUCCACACAUUAUGCGAGAAAAAGAUAAAUGGAAACGACUUACGGUUUCUGCUGAUAAAGUGAUUGCCUAUCCCGGUUUUAACUAUUGUAAUCGAUAUCUUAGAGAUCGUGAACGUUUCCGAGUACCUAGAUUUGAUGAGUACAUUCGGUAUCUUCGAGAAUAUGUCAAGGAAAGGCAUCCGCAGCGAUUACUUGAUGGUAGAAACAGAAAACGGGGAAAGUACACGGAUGAGCACCUAAGUGAUCGUAAACGAUCAAAAAAAGACUCGGAUGACAGCCUUAUUUUGGUUGGUGAUGAACCAAAAGAAAGUGUGGCAAAGUCUACACGAUCAUUAGAAGAUACUGUAUUGGAAAAAAAUGUGGAACAUAACACAUCAAUUGUUGGUCUUGAGACUUCGAUGUCUUAUGCAGAAGCUGGGUCACAAUCAGUUAAUAGCAAUGAUCAUAGAAUUUCUUUUGGUACACCCGUAGUUUGUCGACUGGAACAUGAUAAAAGGAAACCAAGCUUAGAGAAAUUCCGAGAUGGCAUUGUGCCAUUUGAGGCUGUCGAAGAAAGUACCGGAAAUCGCGGUUUCUUCAGGACACUUAUGUUAAAAAUCCGAAAAAAAAAUGAGGAACCAUCUGAUGAUACUGCCCAUAUCUCUGCACCUACGGAUCAUGCAAAAAGAAGUGUUGAAGUGGAUAUUGAUGUAAGUGCUUUUUUGGUGGACGAAACAUCAUCAGAUGAUUCAGAUGAAAUUGCUGUGUUUGAUAGUCGAGAUCUGAGUCUUUUAAAUAAUGAAAGAAAAGCAUUAUGCGAGGAGAGGAUAUGUAAUUUAUAUAAAACAUUUCGCUACAAUGGACCCGAAUAUAAAACACGCAGGACUGUUUACGGGUUUGCAACACUGGACACUGAAUUCUUUGAUCAUAUUCAAGAAAAGAUUACUCUUGAUUAUGAUGAGGAAAAGAUUUCCAAAGCUAUCACUGCAUUUCAUAUUGAUAAAAUGGGAAUAAGAGAAGGUGCGGCUAAAAUGGAGAUAUCAGUAUUCAAUUUCAUUGUCCUUUUAAUGGACCAUAUUUGGAAAGAACGCGACAAAACAAUCGAUAAUUACAGUAUAUCUCGGGUUGCUGGCUACCUUGGCGUGGAUCGCGCUCAUAUGUUUAUUCUUGGCAAUUUGAUAAACAGUAAUGUCGUCUUAGCUCCUUCGGAAAUAGCGAUUAAAACUCUUUCUGAACCCAUCGAACUAAUUGUGAUGUUGACAAUGUUAUUGGCACAAAUGUAUGGUUGGUCCGUUGCUAAGGAUUUCAAUCAGAAUUGGAAAAAUAUUGAAACAUCUUCUAUACCAUCAGAUGAAGAGGCCAUGCAAUCCAUGGAUGAUUUUGUAACCAUUGCACGCGAAGUAUUAGAAGAUUUCAGAAAUGAUCGGUCAUCUCCUCUCUGCAGGCACGUAAACGAUGGCUGUGGCAGCGAUUUAGUGAUAAUAUCAAACAAACUGACACAAUAUGCUAGUAAUCUUCUCAAUGAAUUGGUAGAAUUUUUUUUGAAAUUUUAUGAUGAUAGUAACGAUAAUCAUGAUAAGAGUGGUUAUAGGGAUGAAUGCUUCACUUUGAUUAUGCGGAAUUUCUCCUCAUCAAAUGAGAGUGUACCGCAAGCAAGUGUUUUAACUCGAGAUUGGAUAAAUCAAGCCGAAAUGUUGACGAAGGAGCAGCGUGAAAAUCUAACAGAGAAAUCGAUGUUGGAUUCACAAAAAAAUGUUCAAACUUUUUCGGCUAUGGCUAAUGAGGAAAUCAGUGUUGUCGAUGUGACUCACAGUGAAAAUAUACAGAAGAAUUACGUCAUUAUCAAUGACCCCGUCAAUAUUAGUGAUAUUCCGAAUGGGUCUUUCUGUUUAGCUCGUCAGCAAAAAGCAUAUAAUUUCGUUCGUUGUCAAAUUGUUGAAAAGGUAUCUCCGCGUGAAUACAACGUGUUGUUUGGUGAUGGUAAUGAGGAAAUAAUUGAUAUAUCUCGCAUUGCACUUAAAGUUGAGGGUCGUUUACAUAUGUGGGAAGGAGUGCGCGUUUGUGCUUUAUAUGAGCCAAAGCUUCAGUUUGGACGGUACCGAAAAGCGUUUUAUUCAGGGAUAGUAGGUGUUGGACCACAUGGAUUUUCACAAAAUGAAAUGCUAGUAUUUUUUGAUAAUGGCAUUGACAGUUUCGUUCACGAACGAACAGUUUACAUUCUUGCAGAGCAAAAGUGUAGACUUCAAAAUUGCAAAGAAGAAAUAGAUCGUCGCAAUAAUUGGUGCCUAGUACCACAGUUUCGACAAAAGUUUGUUAAACAUUAUUUGAAGAAUUUUCCGGAUUGGCCACUUGUAUCGAUGAAGCGUAAGGAAAACACGCAGCGUGUAAAUAUUCUCCGAGAGGGUAAACCUCAUUCUGCAUAUGUUUUGCGGACCGAAAGACAAUUCGCAUUGCUUCGCUUUCCGAUUCGUAAUAGAUGCGGUGCAGAUUGUGUAGUAACCCCAUGCAAUCGUCAUAUUCACAUAGAUGAAUGGAUUUAUCGUGGUUCAGAGAGAUUAGAAGCAAUCCGUCAAACAAUUGAUAGAUUGGAAAAAAUCGAACAACAAGAGAAAACGGGAGUUCUGGCAGCUCCAUUGCGUUCCAGACGAGAAGCACGAUUAGCUCACAAUUUGGAAUAUACACUUCCACUACCUGGACAAAGUAUCUCAAAUAUGAACUCAAGCAAGGAGAUGAAUCUUUGUCCACGUGGUCGAGCUUUACUAAGCGACAACGAACCGAAUUAUCCCAGACGUCAAACAGCUCGAAAAGGAGGAAUACUAGCCGUACAGCACGAGAUUGAUUAUCAAGAUUGUUCAAUUAUUGAAGGAAGAGUACUUCGCUUACGUAAAGAGAGGAAUCUUACUGUACAAGAUAUACCGGAAUGGAACAAUUUGCAACAAAUGGUUCAUCUUCAAUGUUCAGUCAGAUGUUUGCAACAUCUAGAUAAAGAUCCAUAUGAUAAAGAAUUUUGCGGCUAUUCUCCUUAUAUGAUUCCUCUACUAGUAGGUUGGUCACGUGAGAUUGUAACAUUCACAAGGAAGGCUAAAGUAGCCCAUAGUCGUAAAGCGAUAAGUUCAGCUGUUGUUUAUCGCACACCAUGUGGAAUCUCUAUUUAUAGAUUGGAUCAGAUUUCGAAAUAUUUAAAAGAUACAUACAGCCGUUUAACUAUUGACUUGUUCACAUUUGAUCGAACAAUUCGCCCGAAUGUAAUUUAUCGUACACCGGUUGAAGCUAAGUUAAUGGAUGAUUUUACGAAUGGUUAUGAAGCUAUUCCAAUUUCUGUUUAUAAUGAAAUUGAUGACGAAUUACCACCAAAAAUUGAAUAUAAUCCACGACGAUAUCCUUAUGAUAAGGAGACAGACGUGUCAUCCAUAUCACGUGAUUUUUGCAGUGGAUGUACUUGCACUGAUGACUGUGCGGAUGAAACCCGAUGUGAAUGUCGCUUAUUAACUCGUUCAGAAGUACUACGUUUGGAUAAAAGUCUUCAACCAUCAUAUGCUAAAGGAUAUAUGUAUCGUAAUUUGGCGCUUGGAGGUACAGAUGAAUCUUAUUUGUCAGGUUUAUAUGAGUGUAAUGACAAGUGUGGAUGCAGUCGAAGUAACUGCCAUAAUCGAGUGGUGCAACAACAAAUGAAAAUUCCUCUUGAGUUGUUUAAAACGGAAAAAAUGGGUUGGGGUGUUCGGUCAAUGAUUGACAUUCCAGCUGGUGUCUUCUUAUGUACUUACGCUGGUGCAAUUCUUACAGACAGCCAAGCGGAAAAGGAAGGCAAAACGUUCGGUGAUGAAUAUUUUGCUGAUGUAAAUUUGGUAGAUAAUGUUGAAAAGGAGAAACAUAAUGCUGGUGUUGAUUUGGGAGAUUCAAAUGACGGUUAUUAUUCAGAUGAAGAAAACAACUGUGGUGGUGGAUCUAAUUUAUCAGUUGAAAGUGAAUUGAUUACGGUUGAUGAUGAUGCAUGUGAGGAGGAAGACGAGGAUUAUGAUAGUGGUCAGGAUUCUUCGCUCUCUUCAGAAGGAAAUCAUUCCGAGUCUAAAGCUGUUAAAAUGCAGAAACGUCGAAAACUUGUGCGAGAAAAUAAUGAAAAACAGCGGGACUCUUCAACACGGGAAUCAGAAAAGAGUGAGUUAGCAGCAGCAGAUCUAGAUUAUGCUCGUUCAUCACUUGUUAUGGUGGAAUCAGAUGUCUUUACGGGUGGAACAAAAUCUGACAGUGAUGAUAUGCCGGCAGUUGAACCAGCAGGUCCACCCGAAGGUCGUUUCGAUAUGGUAAAAUAUGUUGAGAGUAUGAAACUUCCGUCAUUGUACACAAUUGAUGCUAAGAAAAAGGGUAAUAUUGGACGAUUUUUUAAUCAUAGCUGUCAGCCUAACAUUCGUACCCAAUUGGUAUAUGUUGAUACUCAUGAUUUUCGUUUACCUUGGAUUGCGUUUUUCACGACAACAAAGAUCUCUGCGGGUUCAGAACUGUUUUGGGAUUAUGGUUAUUCGGAAGGUGCUGUGGAUGGAAAGCAGCUCGAAUGCUUUUGUGGGUCACGUUUUUGUCGUAAGCGGCUUCUCUAA